Drepanopeziza brunnea f. sp. 'multigermtubi' MB_m1 is the source of this 486-nucleotide messenger RNA. RefSeq lists its product as uncharacterized. NCBI's taxonomy places the organism in Eukaryota, Fungi, Ascomycota, Leotiomycetes, Helotiales, Drepanopezizaceae. The record is from RefSeq and is a predicted model, not a curated record.
AUGUUCUCAUUAAGGAGCGUGCCAGCUCGUGGGACUCGAAACAUUCUCUCCGGGCAAUAUUCACGCUUAUCCUCGCGACAAUUCUCCCUCCUGACCCGUACCGCUCAAUCCACAUCCUGCUUCUCCCAACCCUUAACCCCCGUCCAACGCUCCCGCCGGAAAUCCCAAUUCAGGCACACUGUCGUCCAGCGACCGUACUCCGCCAAAUCCGCAGCUGAUUCCCUUAUUGAAGACAUCCAAGACCAGUACGCCGUCGCGCGCGACGAGUUUGAGAUCGCCACUGAGGAGACGGAGAAGCAGACUGUGUAUGCGCAGGCGGAUCGCGAUGCUGCGAGGGAGGAGCUGGAUAAGUUGAAGAGAAUGUAUGAGGAGGCGCUGGGCGGGAGGGAGGGGGAGGAGAUCCAGAAGAGGGUGGGGAAUAGAAUCCGGGAGUUGGACCAUGCGGUGCAGGCGCUAGAACAACUUGCGCAAGAGGGGGAUCACUAG